AUGCCUGAGCCCUACAUCAAUUUGUUUGGUUCAGCACCUUACCUCUUGUUCACUCAUCACCUCUCGUUCAGCAACAUGUGCGAGUCAAUCGUUAACAACCACCGUUACGACCCGAAGUACCAUGCCGUUGAACGUGACCAUACUCACGUCAUCGGUCCGGAGUCGUGCACACGCUUUGACCUCUGCGGCGAUUGUGAUAUCGUUUACCAAGACGUCCAGUUGCCAUGUGGCCACGGCGCUGAAGUGCCUUGCCACAAGAUGGGGGACUUGAGCACAGUCUUCUGCUCCGCGGAGGUCCUCAAAGAACUUCCUGGUUGCGAGCACUCUGUCAUCACGGCAUGCGGCACAACUGACCUCACGCCUGUUCAGUGCACGGCGCUGUGCGACCGUCCACUGGCCAAUGCCUGCGUGCCUGUCCUCAUGGCGUCUGCGACCAGCCCUGCAGCGUUGUUUGCGCACCUUGCAACGCUGGGCGAGACGAUCAAGGACAACCCCGACUGCCUCCUCAUCACCCUCGGUUGUGGUCACGUUUUCACCAUUGACACGCUUGAUGGUUCGCUGUCUAUUAGCGAGUACUACGAUACCGACGAGAGUGGCGCUUUUGUCGGUCUCAAGACGCCAAUUGGCUACCAGUCGCGCAAGUCGUGCCCCACCUGUCGCUCUCCGAUAAACUCGCCAAGGUAUAACCGCGUGACGAAGCGCGACAUGCUCGACAUUCAAGACCAGAUUGCAAUCCGCCAAUACACCGCGGAUUUGCACCCCCUGGUGGAGGCUGAAAAACUUGACCUCUCAAUCGACCAGUGGAAGAUCAAGACCAGUCUGCAGAACUUGCCCGCUGCCCAAGACAACUACGACGAUAAUGUCGUCCACGAAGCUCUCACCACCGCUGCUCACGACAACAAUGGAUGGUGCCCAGCGGAGGCAUUCAUGUGCAACAGUGACGUAAUCUUUGGCAUCGACGGCCCGGCGGCGACGGCGUGGCAGGAGAUCGCCAACGACCACCUUCAUAUCUACAAAAGCCUGUGCGACAUGAUCAUCUCGUUUGACAGCCCCUCCCUUUUGGCGUACGAGGAAACCGUGUUGACAAUUGUCGGCCAGGAGAUGGGUCGUGGUCACCUUCCGCAUGUAACGGAUGAGGUCACCGAGAAGGUCUACCAGCACCUGGGUGCGCCUCUCCCCUAUGGCGUCACCAUGUACAAGAUUGAAGCCCAACUCGAAACAAUCAACAUUCGUCUCGCGCUGGCCAACAUUGCGACGGCCAUGGCCGACCAUCUCUGGGAAGCACAGCGUGUUCAGCAAGAGCAGGGUUCACGAGACUGCAAUAACCGUGAAAUGGGACGCCGGUUCGACGGCAUGGCCCUCGCGCUCCUUCGAACUGCCGAUCGCGAUAUGCACCACGCUAUCCAGCUGGCGACCGAGUGUAAGCUUCCCAAGACCAUCCUUCUCGGCCAUGUUUUCGGCGCCAAGGUCGCCUUCCGCUCGGCGCGCAUGCAGAAGACUCAAGCUCUUCGCACAACGAAAACGCAAGACAGGAACUCCACGAUCGAGACGCUUAAGACCGGCUGGCAGGCUGAACUCCAGAGCCUGGAAGCCCGCUUCCGCAAGUGUGUCAGCGACGUCCGCGAAACCUAUGGCCGCCUCGGCACCCAUGUCGAUGACUGCGUGCGCGAUGCGGACGAGAUUUUCCAAGACUGGGACGAGUUCAUCAACACCGCCUUGCACGACCAACUCACCAUUGAAGAGAAGCGCCAAGUCGUCCGCGCGUCUUUGGAGUACGGUGUUGGAGGCCGCUUCUACCAGUGUCCUAACGGUCACCCGUACACGAUUGGAGACGCCAUGGUGCAGGCGCAUUGCCCCGAGUGCAACGCCAUGGUGGGCGGCGCCGGCCACAACCUUCGCGCGGACAACACUCGCGACACUGAACUUGAGCGCAUCGCGCAGGAUGUCGGAGCGACGCCCAACCAAUGGGUCGACUACGACUUUGAACGCCUCCGCUGA
Messenger RNA from Apiotrichum porosum, 1998 nucleotides. RefSeq lists its product as uncharacterized. Lineage: Eukaryota; Fungi; Basidiomycota; Tremellomycetes; Trichosporonales; Trichosporonaceae. The record is from RefSeq and is a predicted model, not a curated record. The coding region runs from base 1 to 1998 and encodes 665 amino acids. The transcript is spliced from 7 exons.